Zophobas morio is the source of this 1697-nucleotide messenger RNA. RefSeq names its product U6 small nuclear RNA (adenine-(43)-N(6))-methyltransferase-like. The transcript is spliced from 2 exons. Gene Ontology annotation, biological process: rRNA base methylation. NCBI's taxonomy places the organism in Eukaryota, Metazoa, Arthropoda, Insecta, Coleoptera, Tenebrionidae. Gene Ontology annotation, molecular function: 23S rRNA (adenine(1618)-N(6))-methyltransferase activity. Bases 110 to 1579 code for a protein of 489 amino acids. The record is from RefSeq and is a predicted model, not a curated record. Gene Ontology annotation, cellular component: nucleus.
UGAAUAUAAUAAUUUGAGGUUAUGUUGAAAUUUGAAAAAAUACAAAAAAUUGCGUUUUUUAUGCAUUUUACGUUUCUUAAUACAGCGUUGACGACUCCAAGUUACCACAAUGUCGAUGAAUCAGUACAUGCACCCAAGAAACAUCUAUAAGCAGCCCCCCAACUUCAAACAACUUGCUAUACAAUACCCCGACUUUAGAAAACACGCAACCCAAGACCUAUCAGGGAAAAUCACCAUCGAUUUCAAAAACGUGGAGGCGCUGCGCGCCCUCACUUGUACCCUACUAAAAAAGGACUUCGGUUUGGACAUCCAAAUCCCCCUAAACAAACUAAUACCAACCGUGCCCCUCAGACUCAACUACAUUCUCUGGAUUGAAGACCUGCUCAGCGUUGCCGGUCGCACCGACAACAUUAAAGGUAUAGACAUUGGAACGGGGGCCUCGUGUGUGUACCCCACUAUAGCCGCCAAGAAAAACCAGUGGACAAUGUUAGCCACUGAGAUUGACCCCGAAAGCAUCAAAUUCGCAACGGAAAACGUCAAACGCAACUCCCUCCAGAACCUCGUCACGGUAAUCCAAGUCAAAGACACCCUUUUGAACGAAGCAGUCAAUCAACACCCCCAUGAGUACGACUUCUGCAUGUGCAACCCCCCGUUUUUCUCAACCACGCAAGAACUGCACCCGUUUUUCAAAGCCCGGAAGCAGAACAGACCACACCCCAGGAACGCGUUUUGUGCGUCAGUGGAUGAAGUGGUGGCUAAAGGGGGUGAAGUCGACUAUAUCAGUCGACUGAUCAACGAAAGCAAGACUUUAGGUACACAAAUCAAAAUUUAUUCGAGUAUGGUGGGCCACAAAUCGACGUUGCCCCCUUUGAAAAAAUUGUUGAGAGAAGUGGAAGUUGUUAGUUUCAAACAGACGGAGUUCUGUCAGGGUCACACCACCCGGUGGGGGCUAGCGUGGACGUUCGCCGAUAUCGAUUUAACGAAAAUCCCGGAUUCUUUGGUUGUGGCUAAACACAAGUUGCCGAAACCGCUUUAUUAUGAAGUGCCUAAACGUGAUGAGGUUCCGUAUAAACUUGCCACGGUUUCUGAAAGACUUGUCGAGAUCUUCAGGGGGCUCCAGUUUGAUUAUCAAGAAAUCAAGCACGUUAGUAAUUUGGUGGAGUUUGUUAUUACGGCGUUUGCGGACACGUGGUCACACCAGAGGAGAAAAAGGAGGGAGAGGUUGAGGGUUAGUGAGUCUUCAGUGACCCUCAGUGAGGACUCAAAUUGUGAUAAUAAUAAUUUAAGUGGGAGCGAUAUUCACAAAACUUGCGAUAAGUUGGCGGAACUGAAUUGCGAGGAGUCGGGGGCGGCGGUCAAGAGGGGGUUGGAGGAUGACGGGUUUUAUAAGAAGAAGAGGUUGAAAACUGAUUUGGAGGAUAAUAUUUCGAGUAAGGUUUAUUUGAAGGCGAAGAUUGGGGUGAUGAAGACGGAUUCGUGUAUUGGUUUGGAGCUGACGUUUUUUGAGGGGACGGGGACGAAGGAGGCGAUGCAUCAGGUUCUUCAGUAUUUGAAGAAUAAUUUGAUGAAGAAGGAGUGAAUGGUUUAAGUUGGGUUUUUGUAAAGGAAAGGAGAGUUAAGAUUUUUUUUUAUUUUUUGGGUUGGAUGAAGAGUGGAAGUAUUUAUUUUUAGUAGGAAAUAAAAAAAUAAAAGUGGAA